UUGGCUCAAAGGCAUCCGACGGAAGGUUGGCAGACGGUAGAUAUUCAGGAGACCGGCAUCAAGCGCCAUGAAGAUCAAUUUGGCGAACCCGACCACGGGCAUGCAGAAGAAGAUCGAGAUCGAUGACGACAAGAUGCUGUACCCUCUCUUCGACAAGCGCAUGGCUCAAGAGGUGGCUGGGGACUCCCUGGGUGAGGAGUUCAAGGGCUACGUUUUCCGCAUUGGCGGCGGCAAUGACAAGCAGGGCUUCCCCAUGAAGCAGGGCGUGCUGUGCAACCACCGGGUUCGGUUGCUCUUCAAGAAGGGCAUGUCCUGCUACCGUGAGCGCCGCAAGGGCAUGCGUAAGCGCAAGUCUGUGCGAGGCUGCAUCGUGGGCCCGGAUCUGGCCGUGGUCCACCUGGUGAUGACCAAGAAGGGGGAGGCCGACAUCCCGGGCCUCACGGACGACCAGAAGCCUCGGCGCUUGGGCCCCAAGCGAGCCUCGAAGAUCCGCAAGCUCUUCGGCCUGGAGAAGAAGGACGACGUGAGGCAGUUUGUGGUCCGCCGAGUGAUCAAGGAGGGCAAGAAGACCAAGGCGCCAAAGAUCCAGCGGCUCAUCACCCCGCAGCUGCUGCAGAGGAAGCGCUACUUCAAGGCCCUCGUGCGAAGGCGCAUGGAGGCUGGGAAGGCCGCCAAGGCGGAGUACCAGAAGCGUUUGGCCGAGUACAACCACGAGAAGAAGGAGGCCAAGGCGGCCGAGCUCCAGAAGAAGAAGGCCAAGAAGGCCUAGGCUGAGAGAUGUGCCGAAAUUCUGCCGCUGAAGUCGAAAA
This is a messenger RNA of Effrenium voratum, 809 nucleotides long. Lineage: Eukaryota; Dinophyceae; Suessiales; Symbiodiniaceae. The record is from the annotation of a GenBank genome assembly.